This is a messenger RNA of Gopherus evgoodei (Goodes thornscrub tortoise), 1899 nucleotides long. RefSeq names its product RAD51 associated protein 1 (gene RAD51AP1). Gene Ontology annotation, molecular function: double-stranded DNA binding; single-stranded DNA binding. Lineage: Eukaryota; Metazoa; Chordata; Testudines; Testudinidae. Gene Ontology annotation, biological process: double-strand break repair via homologous recombination; interstrand cross-link repair. The record is from RefSeq and is a predicted model, not a curated record.
GGAGAGCAGCUGGUCCAGGCUUUUGGACAGUGGGGCGGGGUUGCUGCGCCGAGCGGUUCCUUCGGAUCCGGCGCCGCAGAUUCGCCUUCUCCUGCUCCCUCGGGCCCCGCCUCCUUUUUUGUGCCGGUGACGAAUGUGCCGGGCCGGCGCGAGCGCGCGCGGGAAGAGGAGCGGCCCGCCAGACUAGUGGGGAAGUCAGCGCCGCCCCACCGCGAUGGAGCGGCCGGUCAGGAGGAAUAAGAAAAUUGUUGAUUAUUCACAGUUUGGGGACUUUGAAAAUGAUGAUGAAGACUUUGCCUGUGUACCUGCACCUUUAAAAAAAAAAUCUAGAGUAGUACCUACAGAGACAAAUAGAGAGAAAAAGGAGAAGCAGAAAAGGCCACACAGAGAGGUGACUACAGUGCCGAAGAAAACACCCAAUAAAAGGAUAGCCUUGGAUGACAAACUUUACCAGCGAGAUUUAGAAGUUGCGUUAGCCUUAUCAGUGAAAGAACCAUCUGCAGACAUCCUUGAAGUACAAGAUUCACAAGAACAAGGCAUCAAAAAAUGUACAGCAAUUGAAUUAGAAAGUGUAGAUAACAGUUCCCUCCUCUCUGACUGCAGUGCAGAUAGUGGUCUCUUAGGCCCCGAUCAGGUCACAGUUGAUAGUGAUAUCCCCACAGAUGGCCAUAGGCAAAGAAAAGCAGCAUCUAAAGCUGUGUCACAGCAGAAGUUACUGAUAGAUGACAGUAAUGAGGGAGACCAUGCUCAUAACUAUGAGCCAGAGUUUGUGUCUGAUGAGGAAUCAGAGGGUGGCUCAGAUUUCAGUGAGGAAGAUGAUGAAGACUUUGCUGCAAAAAGAAGAAACUAAAGAAAUAAAAGGAAAGAAAUUAAUAAAGGUCCAAACAGAAAAGAAAAGAACCCCCUCAAAUCCAGAAUUAAUGCUACAGCCAAAGUGACUCCAGUAGUCUCUCCACGGGUAAUCCAAGCAAAAUCUCAGUUAACAUUGAAGGAGACAUCAAGUUCUCCAGAACCUGUUGGAGAACCUUUAUACGCAUCAAGUCCCUCAACAGACAAGAAGAAGCCCAAAUGGAUACCACCAGCUGCCUCAGGAUGCAGUAGUAACCACUUGGAGGAUUCAGUUAAAUCACCUACUCAGGGUCUCAGACUUGGCCUGUCCAGAUUAGCACGAGUGAAACCGCUGCACCCAGCUGCUGCCAGCAGUUGAAUGGUCUAUGAAAGCGUCUCUCACUUGAAGGACUACUGUUGGAAAGAAUUGGGUGUGUGGUAGGGUUCUGUGUUUUUAAACAGGGUUGAAAACAAAUGAGCAGAAAACUAUUCAUUAAACUGUUCAUUCAGAGGGAGGAAAUGCUGUCAAUGUUGCUUGUCUGUUACUAAUAAAGGGCCUUCAUCCUUCAAGGUGCAGUGUACCACCAGUGAAGUGCUGGGCACCUUCAGCUGCUGAAUAAUAUUACUUAAUCAACUAGACCUCAGGUUGCUCAGCACCUUGAUGGAUCAGGCCCAAAGAAAGAGAUUGUAUAUUUGAGACUGUAUCCUUCUGAUGUCUGGCCUCUUUUGGAAAAAAAAAUAGGCAUUACAUUUUUAAAUUGCAUAAAAACAGAAUCUAAAAAGCAGUUUAUCAAUUAUGGAUCUAAAUAUAUAGAAUGGAUUCUUAAUGUAACCUUAAAGUUACAGUUUGAAUUCCAAAUUUUUAGUAUUCAUUCUGUUCAUAGUCCAAUUAAAGCAUCCCUUUAGUAAGUGAAAUCAUUGUUCCUCUCGGUCCAGAAAAGUUGAUUCUCAAAUCUUGUUAAAACUUACUGAUAGUUGUAUUUGUGUGGAUUUUAUAGCUAAGAAUGUAUAAUGUCUUGCUUAGAAAAUUGUAUUUUAAAAAAAAGUAAAAUAAAAUAUAUUUUGUAGACA